AUGGUGCACGUAGCAGGAACCAAGGUUCGAGUUGUCAAAAAGAAGAUCACGAAAUUCAAGAGACAUGAAUCGGACAGGUAUAUAUAUAUUUAGUCCAGCGUUUACUCAAUUUAUUUUUUAGAUACAAUCGUCUUAAGCCCAACUGGCGCAAACCAAAAGGUAUUGAUAACCGAGUUCGUCGACGCUUCCGUGGUAUGCGAGCGAUGCCUACCAUCGGUUUUGGAUCCGACAAACGCACCAGACAUGUGCUUCCCAGUGGAUUCAAGAAAGUACUCGUGAAAAACGUCAAGGUCAGUAUGAUUUAAAUGUUUAUAAAAGACGGCUUAAAUUUGUGUGUGCUGUUUUUACAAAAAAAUUUAGUCAAAUUUCAGGAAUAUUUUUGACCUAUUAUAUCCUAGAGGGAAACAUGAAAACGUAAAAAAAUUUAUAAAUAUGUAUUGAAUUUCAUUUUUUUAUUUUUCGAAAUAGGCGACUUAAGCCUCAAAAAUACUUAUUCUACAUGUUCGGUGAAGUAGGAAAAAAAUUCCUAAAUGUUAUAUUUUUUUGUAGAAAAUGUUUAACGUGAUACAAUAUCGAGUUUAUCAUUCGGCCAUGCUUUCUAACUCAAAACUUCAAAACAGCUUUUUUGAAUGUUUCAGGACCUCGACAUGCUUUUGAUGCAGUCCUACAAAUACAUUGGAGAGGUUGGCCACGCCGUCUCCGCCAAGACCCGCAAACUCAUCGUUGAAAGAGCUGCUCAGCUUAAUAUCAAGUUGACAAACGGGCAUGCUCGUCUUCGCACCGAAGAGUCUGAGUGA
Caenorhabditis auriculariae is the source of this 797-nucleotide messenger RNA. NCBI's taxonomy places the organism in Eukaryota, Metazoa, Nematoda, Chromadorea, Rhabditida, Rhabditidae. The record is from the annotation of a GenBank genome assembly.